CACGCGGAGGCUCUUCCCGCCCGCGCUGCGCUAAUCGUGUGCGACGGGGUCGGAGCGGUGGUUGCGGAGGGCGCCGAGGAUGGCUCCCUCACCAACCAAACGCAAGGAUAGGUCUGAAGAGAAAUCAAAGGACCGAUCCAAGGACAAAGCAGCCACUAAGGAAUCUGGUGAAAAGGAUCGCGGUCGGGACAAGACGCGCAAAAGGCGCAGUGCUUCCAGUGGGAGUAGCAGCACCAGGUCCCGCUCCAGCUCCACUUCCAGCUCAGGAUCCAGUUCCAGCACUGGUUCCAGCAGUGGCUCCAGCUCCUCUUCGGCCUCAAGCCGCUCUGGGAGCUCCAGCACCUCACGCAGCUCCAGUUCCAGCAGCUCCUCUGGAUCCCCCAGCCCGUCCCGACGGAGGCAUGACAACAGGAGGCGGUCCCGCUCCAAAUCCAAGCCACCCAAGAGAGAUGAAAAGGAGCGGAAGCGGCGCAGCCCAUCGCCCAGACCUACAAAAGUGCACGUUGGGAGGCUCACUAGAAAUGUCACCAAGGAUCACAUCAUGGAAAUUUUUUCCACUUACGGAAAGAUUAAAAUGAUUGACAUGCCAGUUGACAGGCUAAAUCCACACCUCUCUAAAGGCUACGCUUAUGUGGAGUUUGAGAACCCAGAUGAUGCUGAGAAAGCCCUGAAACACAUGGAUGGAGGGCAGAUCGAUGGGCAGGAGAUCACUGCCACGGCCGUGCUGGCACCGCGGCCCAGGCCACCUCCUCGGCGCUUCAGCCCACCCAGGAGGAUGCUGCCACCACCACCGAUGUGGCGUCGGUCACCCCCUCGGAUGAGGAGAAGGUCCCGCUCUCCGAGGCGCAGAUCUCCUGUCCGCCGGCGCUCGCGGUCCAGGUCUCCCGGACGAAGGCGCCAUCGCAGCCGCUCCAGCUCCAACUCUUCACGAUAAAGCAAAAAGAAUGGACAGCUUUUUAUUUUUUAACUUAAAUUCCAUGAAAAUAAAUAUUGUACCUUUUUUUAUAAUGGGUCUAGGUGAGGAAGGGAGAGAGGGGGGAGAGAGGAUCCUGGCAGUGAGGGUAAUCCAAGAGGAGGCAGCAGCAGUUCCUGGCCGUUAGCCUCUGCUGUGGGGCUUCUAGUUUCCUGGCAUUUAAUUGACAUUAUUGAAAAAUGGCUUUGAUGAUUUAUUUUUUUUUUUUUUUUUAAUUUUUUUUUAAGGCUAUAAAAUCAACAUCUCUCCUGGAUCGAUGUUAUGGCUUUCUCCAGUUAGCAGACUGCUGCUUGAUGAUUUCUAAGUGCUCAGCAUGCUGUACAGAUGAGCAUGUAAAUCUUGAGCUAUUUUGGAAAUGCUGCAGAAUAGGGCAGGGAGGCAGUGAACCCAAUUGCUGGGAUUGUCAGAGUGGCUGGAGUCCGGAUUACAAAAUUUGUCUGAGACUUAAUGAGCUGUUUGCUUUAUUCCCAUUCCCAAACUAUGAUUAGUUUCUGCAUAUUGACCUUGUGUAAUGCAUAUACCACUUGAACGCUGCAGAGACAGCAGCCCAGCCUGCUGAAUACUGUGCUUUAGAAAAGAAGCUGGAAAUGUUAAGAACGGGUUUGUAGCUGCUGCCCUGGUUGAUUCCUUCCACCUUUUCUUAAAGAUUUUGGUAAGUUUCCUAUUCAGUUCCUUAAGGAAAUGAUGCAAGUGCUUCUGCUUUUACAAAUCUCCAGUUAGCAACCGAUCGUCAACCCCUGCGAGGAAACUGCGAGGCAGAGCGAGGCUGGGGGCUGUGCUGCUGCCUGGGGAAAGGCAAAGAACCACCUGUUGUACAGUCAAUACUAUAAAGUUUUGUUGUUUUUUUCAUUAUUUUUGUGUCGUUUUGUAUCACUUUGUAGCCUUUGGGGCCACGCUGUGUUUGUACUUGUAUAGGACGAGCGACUGAUAAUAAAGCAGUAGAGGUGAGAA
This is a messenger RNA of Centrocercus urophasianus (Greater sage-grouse), 1924 nucleotides long. It is a transcript of the gene RNPS1, whose product is annotated as RNA binding protein with serine rich domain 1. Lineage: Eukaryota; Metazoa; Chordata; Aves; Galliformes; Phasianidae. Gene Ontology annotation, cellular component: ASAP complex; cytoplasm; nucleoplasm. Bases 80 to 934 code for a protein of 284 amino acids. Gene Ontology annotation, biological process: mRNA splicing, via spliceosome. The transcript has 7 exons. Gene Ontology annotation, molecular function: RNA binding. The record is from RefSeq and is a predicted model, not a curated record.